AUGGAGAGCCCCUCAAGGACAAGGGCGAUGGAGCCCGUCAACAGCGGAAGCGGAAGCGACACCGACAGUCUCUACGGCGGCGAUAUGGAGAGUCUUGACAGCGGGACUGCCGCAUCGUCCGAGGGAGAAAGUACCGGCUCGACAGAGACAACACCACUUCUCAAGGCCCAUGCCCAGGAAGUGGAUCCCGAGGCGAAUGCAAUCGCCAACGAAGAUGAUGAAACUACCAUCAUCGUGCAUAAAAUAUCCUUUACGCGACUGGCACUCAUCAUGUCCACAGCCUGGUUCGGGGUCUUCCUGGGAGCGAUUGAUUCGACAAUCAUCGCCACACUCUCUGCACCCAUCGCAAGCGAGUUCAACUCCCUACACCAACUGUCCUGGCUCGCCACCGCUUAUUUGAUUUCCAAUGCCGCCUGCCAACCUAUCCUCGGAAGACUGACGGACAUCUUCGGGCGUGGUCCCGGUUUGGUCGUCAGCAACGUACUCUUCGCCGCUGGGAACCUUUGCUGCGGGCUGGCGAGGGACCAAUACACCAUGAUUCUAGGGCGUGUGAUUGCCGGCGUCGGUGGGGGCGGGCUGAUAUGCAUUGCAACAUUCCUUGGAACAGAUCUGGUUCCGCUUCGUCAGAGAGGGUUAGUACAGGGGAUUGCGAAUAUUUGGUACGGCUCGGGCGCCAUGGUUGGCGGUGUGGUAGGUGGCUUCCUGAACGAUCACACCGCCCUCGGCUGGCGGCUUGCGUUCUUGAUACAGGCCCCUCCUGCUUUGGUUUCUGCGGUGGCGGUAUACUUCCUUGUCGACGUGCCCCCCAAGCAGUCUAAGAAGUCGUAUCUCGGUCGCAUCGACUUCUUCGGAGCUUUCAUGACCCUGGGUUACCUUGUGCUCUUCCUGCUGGGCCUCAGCUCUGCGGGGAACUUGGUACCAUGGGUACACCCUUUACCGCUUACAACUAUUCCACUUUCUAUCGUCCUAUUCAUCACCUUUCUUUGGUGGGAGAGCAAAGCGCCACAGCCAAUCAUUCCGGUGAAACUCCUACUCGAUCGGACCGUUCUCGCUUGUUGCCUCGCCAGUCUUCUCUCUGUCAUGAUUGCCAUGACAGCCAUGUUCUAUGUACCGUUGUAUCUCCAGGUGCUUGGUAGCUCCGCCACUGCGGCAGGUUUAAGGUUACUCUCCUCGCCACUUGGGGUGCCGAUUGGUGCCCUCAGCGUUGGAUACCUAAUGAAAGCAACCGGCAGAUACGUGUGCCUGACGGUAACUAGCGUCUUGGUGGUUUGCGCCGGGGUCUCGCUCUUCACGCUCCAGAGCGCCAACAGCCCAGCUUGGAUGACCUGUAUCGCCUUGUUUCUGGUUGGUGGAGGCUACACCGCCAUGCUGACGACGACUCAAAUUGCAUCCAUCGCUGCUGUCAAGCACUCCCAACAAGCGGUUGUCACGUCCGCCGUCUACAUGGCCCGCAGCUUAGGAGGUACUCUCGGGCUAGCCAUCGCAUCCGCGGUGUACCAAAACACUCUCAAGAACCAGCUGUGGGCGCACUUUGGCAGCCAACCAGGGGCGGCGGACGUCAUAAGUCGCAUACGGGACGACCUCGACCAGCUACACAGGCUACCAGAUGGCUGGUAUGAGGGAACAAUAGCGUCGUUCAUGGAUGCGUUCCGGGCUGUGUGGCUCACCAUGCUCGGUUGGGCCGUGCUUAAUCUCGUCUGUUCGUUUCCGAUGAAGCAGCACAAGCUUUAUUCGACGUUGGAUAGGCGAUAA
This is a messenger RNA of Scedosporium apiospermum, 1752 nucleotides long. RefSeq lists its product as uncharacterized. The record is from RefSeq and is a predicted model, not a curated record. The transcript has 2 exons. Gene Ontology annotation, molecular function: basic amino acid transmembrane transporter activity. The coding region runs from base 1 to 1752 and encodes 583 amino acids. Gene Ontology annotation, biological process: transmembrane transport; basic amino acid transport. Lineage: Eukaryota; Fungi; Ascomycota; Sordariomycetes; Microascales; Microascaceae. Gene Ontology annotation, cellular component: fungal-type vacuole membrane.